Messenger RNA from Linum tenue, 1897 nucleotides. Lineage: Eukaryota; Viridiplantae; Streptophyta; Magnoliopsida; Malpighiales; Linaceae. The record is from the annotation of a GenBank genome assembly.
GACGUCUUUUAGCUUUUAAUCUACAGUUCCCCCAAACUCAAGCAAAGAACAGCAAGAUCGAAAAAGAAGAUCCAGCACCGCCAAGUCCAAACUCCAAAUCGAGCGAGUCGACAGAAAAAUAAAAUCGAAAUAAAAGAAGAGGGGAAAAAAGAGAAAAAGGUUUUAAACCGAAAAGGAAAGUGUAAAAAAAUCAACUGCGCGCCAGCAAAUUGAAAAAAAAGGGGAAGAAAAAACCCAGAGCGAAUCAUUUCUUGGUAGUGGUAAAGUUGGGCGAGGAAGGAGAGGGAACAGAAGAGGGACGCCGGAGCAAGAAGCUGUGCCGGAACCCGGAGGCGGAAGGGGAGAAAUUUCCGCCAAAAUAGGAGAGAAGCACGGGAGGAGGUUGCUGGAGCUCGACGGUUAAGGUUAGGGAUUGUUGAUUUUUGUACGUUCGUGGAGGAAGAAGGAUGACGGAUGUGAUAUUGCACAUAUACGAUGUGACCAACAGUGGAUCGGAGAAGACGAACACCACAAUCAUGCAGAUCAAUAAGAUCUUCAAGGACGGUAUUGGCAUCGGCGGCAUCUUUCACAGUGCUGUUCAGGUGUAUGGAGAAGAUGAAUGGUCAUUUGGCUUUUGUGAACAUGGAACGGGAGUUUUUAGUUGCCCGUCAGGAAAGAACCCAAUGUAUACUUACCGUGAAAGCAUUAUACUUGGAAGAACCAAUUUCUCAAUCUAUAAAGUGAAUCAGAUCCUUCGUGAACUUAGUAGGGAGUGGCCUGGAAGCUCUUAUGAUUUGUUGGCCAAGAACUGUAAUCACUUCUGUGAUGAGUUCUGUGAGAAGUUGGGAGUCCCAAAGCUUCCAGGUUGGGUGAACCGAUUUGCCAAUGCUGGGGAUGCUGCUGUUGAAAUAGCUGGAACCACAGCCUUAAGAUUCAGACAAGCUAAAACUGAGAUUGUAUCAGCUAGCAAGGUAGCCUAUCGUUUUCUUCUAGGCGUGGCAUCCAACAAUGGUUCUACUCCUGAAUCACCUGGAAACUCGAAUGGAGGAUCUCCUAGGGUUCAAGCAACUUGGUUCAAGAACCUUGUCACCAACGGGACAAAACCGUCAACCAGUGCUGAAGUCGACAAUCAGGUGAACCUGGUCUCUCCGCAACGGCUCUCACCAGUUCCCCCACUGCUCAACAGCAGAAGUCGCGACUUGAAGAUGCAGAAGUAACACCGAUACAGAAUGGAUAUCGGAAUGAGUCUGAUAGGCUGCUGAGGCACAACUCGAGGCCCUCACGAAUUCUGAAGAGACGUUGUCGUAUAAUGGGGUUACCAGCCCAAUCUCACCUUCGGCAACACAUCCUUAUGAACUGCGCCGGCGUAAUGGCCAUGUCCGUCAGGUAGUGGAAAUUUUUGAAAAUGGUCAGCUAGCCAAUGGGGGAGAUAUUGAUAAUCGGAAAUAAGAACCUAAUCGUCAAGUAUCUAUGCUACCUCCUCGAUCCCCAAGUGAAGAUGAGGUGACCAUGGUUAUGAAGCUAAAUGAGUAUGGUACCAAUAUGAAUGGUGUGGAGACAGGGGGAAGGAAGCUAGAUCUCUUGGAGGCGAUAGGGGCCAUUGAUGAUAGCCCUUCUCCAAAGCGACAAUUUGUGGAAGUGACCGCUAAUGAUGAUGAUAAGGUGGAGGAAGCCAACCUAGAGUGGCCCCAAGAGGAUAAAUGAGGCUACUGGCCUAGAAUGUGUGGGGAAUUGGACCCUCCCUCAUAUUCCAAACUGCUGUAGGUCUAAUUCUCUCGAAUAAUCCGAAGAUUGUGUUCUUUUCAGAAACAAGAUCCUCUCGGAAAGUUGUCUCCCGUCGCAUGCGGGGUUUGGGUUUUGAGUCUUCUUGUUGUUUUUUUGUUGAUGCGGUUAAUGCAUCGGGUGGUCUUGUAGCAGG